UCCGCCAUGAAGAAGAGCUCCACGCUGACGACGACCACGUCGAUGCCCACCAGCCCCACGCUCUCGACCCAGACUCUCUCCGCCAGCAAGAUCAGUCUGACCAGCAGUCGGUGUGGCUCCACAGCGGGAUCGGUAUGCGGCUCAGCGGGAUCUGGUUCGGGACGAUCCGCCUGCCAGUCACCGGUGAGGCCGGGGAGCGGAUGCGUGGAUGCCCUCAAGGCGAAGCGGGAGGAGAUCGAGAUCGAAACGGUGCUUGAGAAGGCAAAGUUCUACACCUCAGUGUGCCUUGGUACGACUGCCAUUUUGUCGGUGUUCACAUUCCUCUUCCUGAUACCCUUUGUCGUGGAUCCCGCCAUUUCAACGAUCAUCGCUGAUUAUGAUCCAGUGCCGGUGACCUGCAUCGUCAUCGAUCACAUCUAUGCGGAGGGCAUCAAGAACUGCAGCUGGAGCUCCUGUCGCGAGGGCUGCACCUCAUCACUCACCAAGUGCCAUCAGUUGUUUGUCAACUACACGCGCAUCCCGUUCAGCGAGUGGGAGCGCAAUCCUCGGGACCUGGACACGGUCAACUGGGAUGUGAGCUACACCAAAUUCCUGAUAAACUCGGAGGGCUGUGGCUAUCCACCCACGACCAACUGCAGUGUCUUUGCCAGGCAGUACGGAUUCUCACAUAUUGGAGAACCAUUUCCCUGCUACUACAGCAGGGCAUAUCCGGAGGUGGUGAUCGGUCGGUACUCGUGGGAGAACAACCUGUACCACCUGAUCCUGUCGCUGAUCAUACCGAACGUGCUCUUUGCCAUCUCGAUCGGGGUGCUCAGCUACUGGUACUGUCCCUGCUGCGAGAAGGCCUGCAACAAAUCCUCGCGGGUCUAUGCCGAGAAGUUCCCGACCAAGGAAGAGAUCGUUAACUGCAUGAAAUGUAAUACGGAAAAGUCGUUGUCCUUGAAUGUAUUUUGAAUACGAUCCAAUCAAAGCGAGAGUGCCUGAAUUUUGAUCCAAACAAUAUACAAAAAUAAUAAUCUAUUGUGAUAGGUUAAGUGCGAUGGUAUUUCAUAAAAAUAUCCCCAAAAUACUUGCACCAAUUGUGCGGCACCCAGUUCGCUUGUCCACUCAAACACUCACUACAACAAAGUCCCUAAUCGAAUUGUUACUCUGAAGUGUCCUUAGCAAAUACUGCCUUUCUUAAUACUCCCAAUUCUAGACUCUAGAGAAUCGCACACCUCUCAAGGAUCUCUCUAUCGCACAAUGGAUAGGAAUUCCACUCGAAAUACAAUCGAAACUCACGAAAAGAUACUCAAUCCAAUUAGCUUUAAUUCUCCAGAUAUAGAUUAUCUGAGAUAGGUUUCGUUCAGGAUAAAACGAAUUAGUUUACACUAGCAUUUGCCCUCUUUUCUUUAAACAUAAAUACCAUCAGGAGUACCACAGAAUCCACUAGUGAUUUGGGGAACCCCCGAGGGGUUAGCCUAGACAACAACCUGCGUGGUGAGAUUUGUAAAAGUUGCCACACUGCUUAAAAUUUU
Molecule: messenger RNA, 1517 nt
Organism: Drosophila ananassae
Lineage: Eukaryota; Metazoa; Arthropoda; Insecta; Diptera; Drosophilidae
Gene: Teh2
Product: protein tipE
Exons: 5
Coding region: 7-954 (315 amino acids)
Biological process (GO): regulation of sodium ion transport
Molecular function (GO): sodium channel regulator activity
Source: RefSeq, a predicted model, not a curated record